This is a messenger RNA of Porites evermanni, 3259 nucleotides long. The record is from the annotation of a GenBank genome assembly. NCBI's taxonomy places the organism in Eukaryota, Metazoa, Cnidaria, Anthozoa, Scleractinia, Poritidae.
AUGGCCUUGCUCCAGUAUGUGUUCGAUGGUGCGGAGAGGGAAGUUAAGGUCAAGCCUCAUGGAAACGCCAAAAACAGCAAGCCAUAUUAUCGCACUUCGGAAUUAACCAAGAACCGGCUCGAGGAACUCGCUAAAAAACAUCCCCCAAAGGAAGCUUUACAUAAGAGCCUUGAAGAAAGUGGUGGAAUUUUGAAGAUAACAUCUGCUGGUGGUCAUGCACGUAAUGUGAGGCAGUUGACCAACAUAAAGCAAAAGAGUCAAGAAAGUGCAGAAGACGAUUUCGUGGAGCUGUUGCAAAUGUUGAAAGAAGAUGCCAGAGAUUCAGACACUGCUUUCGUGAGGAAAGUUGACAACUCUUCCGACCCUUGCGUAGUACUUGCCUCCAACCAACAACUGCUAGAUGUUGAACGGUUUUGCACUAAUCCAGCUAAAUUUAGCGUUCUGGGUGUGGAUGCCACGUUCAACUUCGGGAGGUUCUACGUAACUUUGACGACAUACCGUCACUUGCUGCUUCGGACCAAAGAAAACUGCCAUCCGGUUAGAAUUGGCCCUACAUUACUCCACCACAGAAAGGAGGCGGGCAGUUACUACGAGCUCGCGUCCACCAUGGUAAAGCUUCACGCCCCCUCUCAAAACGUUCUGGUAUAUGGUACAGACGGGGAGAAAGCUCUUUCGGAGGGCUUUGGAAGACCUUUGCCAUUCGCGUUACAUCUCAUGUACGACAUUCACAUGAGGGACAACAUCGACAGCAAAUUAUCGCAGCUUGGGAUUCGUGCACCUGUUUCAGAAGAAUAUCGAGCCGAUAUCUUCGGGAAAAACAUUGGUAGUAUUCGUAUACCUGGGCUUAUUGAUGCCUCAAAUCCUGCCGAGUUUGACGCCAAGGUGGUAUCAUUGAGUGAAGAGUGGAAAAGGAGACACCCACAAGGGGGACGUUUCUUGACGUACUUCAAUAAGUACAAGGCAGAGCAAAUAAAGAAAACCAUGACGGUCGAAGUUCGUUCUAUGGCUGGUCUUGGUUUUCCACCUAGUGUGUACGACCAGAACGCUAACGAAUGCAUGAAUUCCGUUCUCCAAAGGGAGAAAGAUAACACGGGAAAGAAGCGAUUAUCUCUGCCGCAAUGUGCUAGACUUAUACGGACGACCGUUGCCAGACAACGAACCGAAGAGCAGUUAGCACUGAUUGGAAUUGGCGAUUUGGAGCUUGAUCCGUUGUAUCUUGACCUUGCCGUUGACGAGACAACCUUUUACCGCAAAACAGCGCAGCAGAAGCAGGCGGUGCUGAAGAAGUUUAAUCAGCAAAAAGUCAGAGCCGAAGAUAUAGCAUCAACCUCUGCAAAUGAUGAACCCCCUCCUACUGUGGCCCCCUUAUCCGUAUCUGCCCAGCAAAGCGGCAUUAUUCGUGUGCCCUACUCAUUGCUAAACGCAAUGUUUAGCAAAGCGGGUUCUCUACACUUUCGUGGCCAACAAGCCAUAGUAGCAGCACCAGGAGCUAAUCGCAAUCCCCAACGCUUUGUUGAAAAUGAAUCGGCACGUGCUUCGCCCUACAUGGUCUCAACAAAAUCUUCAAAACAUGGGGAAGUCUACUACGAGUGUUCAGAAAGCUGCAUUUCUUUUGCGGCCUACGGCCUUUGCGCGCACGUUUUAGCCGUAGCAGAGUUAGAUAACAAUUUAGACGACUAUCUAAAGUGGUACAAGAAAGUCAAGCAGACCCCAGCCAAUGUCACCGCAUUAGCAGAGAUGGACUUACCGUCUAGUCGGGGCACCAAGAGAACAAAAGCGACCCAAAUACGAAAGGGGGGAAAAAACACGAACAAACGGCCAAGAACGGUGGUUGAAAACUACAUCGACCACGGUGAGAUGCCCUCCGCUUCCAUCAUCACAAGCGACGCAACAACCAGUUGUGCCGUGACAAACGCCACCGCCAGGGGUCGCUCGACAACACAGGUAGACGCAGUAGCAGCCCAAUUGUCCACUCAAACACAGCCAGUGGUAAGUUUACAAUCUGGUCGGUAAUGUAUUGUCUUCUAUAGAAAUUUAUCUAUAUAGAGAGAAAAGUUAAAAAAGACCGAAAGUGGACAAGGUUUGGAUAUCUUUCAGAUGAUUCUGCAAAACCAGCCAGUUUGACUCCAAAUGGCCCGAAAGGCCGUUUGGCAGUCCGAAAUGGCACACUUUAAGAGACUGGCCCAAUUCUUUGGAAACAUCUAGCUUGAUUUUUGAAAACGAAACUACCGCAAGUUGCAGCCUUUUGACUGAAAUUUGGCCAAAAAUUUAGUCCGAUAAGCCGGAAAUUCACACCCGAGUAGGAAAAGAAGAGGAAAAAUAGAGAGAGCGAGGAAAAAGGAAGGAGGGAAAGAGAAAAAAGCAAUGGUUGCACUCUUACUUUUUAUAUUGGCUACUUUGGGAAAAAAGGGUCGGAAGAGGUCUAUUCUAGCGCAGCCACCUUUUUCUAAAUCCAGGCAGAUAUAAAGUUUGUGGUUCGAUAUCUCCGUAGAAGAGUGCUCAAUACAUAAAGUAGAGCGUGAUAUAUAUUGUUAGCAGAAAAAUAACACUUCUAUCCCCACAAGCCUGUUUCGUGAUUGCUCACUCAUCAGGGAUCCCCUAUAUAUAUAUAUAUCCUAGGUUAAUCUUGGACGGUCUAAAAAAAGUUAAUGGCCUUGGGUAAGCUCGACAAACUUCGGAAGGCUUAGUUAAUGUUCGGGAAUUUUCGAAAAACUUCGGAAGGUUAAGUCAAAAGAACCAGCGAAGAAAUAUCUCACCAUUAACAAAGUUUUUAAAAAUGUACCAGUAUUAAGUUUGUACUAACUUCAUUUGUUAAAAAAAAAAACAAAAACAGGCUCCCUCGACAAGUGCAACAUUAUGGAAUGCGUCUUCCAGUGAUGGAACAGCGUUGCCGUCACCCCCCAAAAUGCAGGAGGGUGCCUUCCAACUUGGGCUACUGAGAUUCUGCCACUCGUCGGUGAAGAAAUGCUACGGUUGUGGCCAGUUGUUGAAAAUGAAAGGAGGAGAUGGUCAAUGGCUCAUACCAUCAGCCCCAAAUGACCUCGUUAUUAUCACUGCCACGAGGAGGACCUAUUGGCAAAACGGUGAACAAAAGCGUGGUCACCUGGGGAACGUAUACUUUCAUUGCCGAGUUGAAUGUGUGAGGGCGAUGCAAGCAGCUUUUCUGCCUUUUCUUGUGGUCAUCCCCAGUGUUCUUCGACCUCACUUGAUGCCAGCGCAUCGCCAGCACCUCGCCCAGGAAUUACAAAUACUGGUUUAG